Molecule: messenger RNA, 2259 nt
Organism: Gracilinanus agilis (Agile Gracile Mouse Opossum)
Lineage: Eukaryota; Metazoa; Chordata; Mammalia; Didelphimorphia; Didelphidae
Gene: MVD
Product: mevalonate diphosphate decarboxylase
Exons: 10
Coding region: 93-1289 (398 amino acids)
Biological process (GO): isopentenyl diphosphate biosynthetic process, mevalonate pathway; isoprenoid biosynthetic process
Cellular component (GO): cytosol
Molecular function (GO): diphosphomevalonate decarboxylase activity; ATP binding
Source: RefSeq, a predicted model, not a curated record
UAGACCUCGGGCAUGAGCGGUCGGCUCCUGCUGGGAGUUGGUUGUUCCCGGUCCCCCGCCCGGAGUGCGGAGUUCAAGGUUCGGUUUGGGCCAUGGCUGCCGAGAAGCCACUCGUCGCCGUCACUUGCACCGCCCCCACCAACAUCGCGGUCAUCAAGUACUGGGGAAAACGUGAUGAGAAGCUGAUUUUACCCAUCAAUUCCUCACUGAGUGUUACUCUGCACCAAAAUCAGUUAAAAACCACCACCACAGCAGCCAUCAGUUGGGACUUCAAAGAGGACCGAAUUUGGCUGAAUGGCAAGGAGGAAGAUGUGGGGCACCCCCGAUUACAGUCCUGCCUUCGAGAGAUCCGACGCCUGGCCCGUAAACGGAGGAGUGGAAGUGAUGGGGAUUCGGUUCCUCUUUCCUACAAGGUGCACAUUGCCUCAGUGAAUGACUUCCCCACUGCAGCGGGCCUGGCCUCCUCGGCCGCAGGGUAUGCCUGCCUUGUCUACACUCUGGCCCAGCUCUACGGGGUCGAGAGUGAGCUCUCCGAGGUAGCUCGGCAAGGCUCAGGCAGUGCUUGUCGAAGCAUGUUUGGCGGCUUUGUGCAGUGGCACAUGGGAGAAAGGCCUGACGGGAAGGACAGCAUCGCCCAGCAGGUCGCCCCAGAGUCGCACUGGCCGGAGCUCAGAGUCCUCGUUCUUGUGGUCAGUGCUGAAAGAAAACCAGUGAGCAGCACAUCCGGAAUGCAGACCAGUGUAGAAACCAGCUCUCUGCUCAAAUUCCGGGCUGAGUCUGUGGUGCCAGGUAGGAUGGCAGAGAUGGCGCGGUGCAUCAAGGAGCGGGACUUUGAGGGCUUUGGCCAGCUGACCAUGAAGGACAGCAACCAGUUCCAUGCCACUUGCCUGGACACUUUCCCUCCGAUUUGUUACCUCAAUGAUACGUCUCGGCAGAUCAUCAGCCUGGUCCACUGCUUCAAUGCCUACUACGGCAAGACCAAGGUGGCGUACACCUUUGAUGCUGGGCCCAAUGCUGUCAUCUUUACCCUGGAAGAAACAGUGGAUGAGUUUGUGGCUGUCAUAAAACAAAUCUUCCCUCCAGAGAUGAAUGGAGACAAGUUCCUGAAGGGAUUGCCGGUAGAGCCUGUGGAGCUCUCAGAAGAAGUAAAAUCUGCUUUGCCCAUGGAGCCAUCCCCUGGAGGAAUCAGAUACAUCAUCACUACUCAGGUGGGGCCUGGACCUCAGGUCUUAGAAGAGCCCCAGCAGCAGCUCCUGGGCCCCGACGGCCUGCCCAAGCCAGUGUCCUGAGAAUGUGUCAUCUCGAGUCAUCGGCCACCUCGGGGACAUGCAGCAGAGGGAGUUGACUUGUUGAGAGACGGGAGCGUGGAUGAAACUUCUGUUUAUCCUGGCAAGGAUUGGCCUGUCAGGAUUCUGGCUGCUUUCCCAGUUUCUGCACCUGGCUGGAAAAAUAUUGUCAUGCAGGAAAUUUUGUCAAAGAUGCCACCAGCAAGAGAUUUCUGCAUUGAAAGUUGAAAUGGAUUGACUGUCGGCUUUUAUGACCUGUAGUGGGACGGGCGGUUGUUGCCCCUCUGUCGCAGUGUCUCUCCCCUCUACCUCACUCCCGGGUGUGGCUCUCUUGGGUUCUCUGCUGAUACAGAGAGGUGAAUACUCUGGACAGCCCUCUCCAUAGUCCAUCACGUAAAGAAAGGCCAAUCAGUCAUUGGGCAGAAGUGAUAGCAGGUCAUUUCUGAGCUAGAAUCAGGUGAAUUGAUGAUGGAGGCAUUCUUCCUCCCUGACUCUCCUCUUCCAAAGCCCUUCCUGCUGCUUUUGAAGAAAGUCGCAGGGAAAAAAUGGUUCAUGUCUUCUCCACUGAAUUGUUAACUUGUCUCAAUCUGUAUUAAGUGACUGUGAGUGUGCCACCUAAGCAGCCCCUGGGGAACCCACAAAAUGAGGCGGUUUCCUGGGGCUGUGGUCCAGAAGGUAAAUUUUUUUUGCCAAGUUUUCUUGGGUGCUCUGGAGCUUCACUUAAGCUGAGGACUAUGAGUUUAAUUUUCUUUAAAAGUAUUCAUUUAUAAGAGGUGGUCUCUGAGCCGUCUUUCUUUGAAGCCAGUGAUAGCAUGUUACCUUUGAGCAGAGCUGCUACCUUACUUCCACAAAACUAAACAAUAGUUGUUGGCAUUAGUGUUGAGAGCAAUGUUAUGUACUGGGAGGGAAAUGACUUGCCUGAGGGGUCUCUGUUAGAAUUUCUGUAGGAAUAAACCCCUUCCCUUGGCUCCCA